Messenger RNA from Gorilla gorilla gorilla (western lowland gorilla), 3983 nucleotides. RefSeq names its product basic leucine zipper ATF-like transcription factor 2 (gene BATF2). Lineage: Eukaryota; Metazoa; Chordata; Mammalia; Primates; Hominidae. The transcript is spliced from 2 exons. The record is from RefSeq and is a predicted model, not a curated record. Bases 2047 to 2799 code for a protein of 250 amino acids. Gene Ontology annotation, molecular function: DNA-binding transcription factor activity, RNA polymerase II-specific; RNA polymerase II cis-regulatory region sequence-specific DNA binding. Gene Ontology annotation, cellular component: nucleus. Gene Ontology annotation, biological process: regulation of transcription by RNA polymerase II.
GGGAUGUGGUAGCUAAUUAGCAAAUCCCAGUAGCUGAGGCAGGAGAAUUGCUUGAACCUGGGAGGUGGAGGUUGCAGUGAGCUGAGGUCGUGCCACUGCACUUCAGCCUGGGAGACAGAGAGAGACUCUGUCUCAAAAACAACAACAACAACAACAAAAGGCAAUGAAGCCUGAGCUUAAGGACAAAUGGGCGUUUUCCCAGAGGAUGAAGGUAAGAAAACGCAUUGCAGACAAAUGACACAGUGCUGGCACAGGCGUGGGGAGCAGCACCCUGUAGACCAGGUGAGAGUGAGGACUGAGGACUGGUGCUCAGAAUGGUGCCUAGGAGACCCACGCAUCCGUUUAUUCCUUCCUUCUGGAAAUGCCUAUUGAGCGUCUCCCGUGUGCCAGGCACAUUUCUAAGCACUGGAUAUAGAGCUGUAGACACAGUAGACAAAACGCCCACCCCAGCCCCACCCACAGGGCUCAUAUUCUCCUGGGGAAGCCAGACCCACAAACAAAAAGUCCCUAGAGUGGUCAGGAUGUCAGAUGGUGUUAAAUCCUGUUGGGAAAACUAAAGCAGAGAAGAGGCAAGGGACGAAAUUGAAAUUGUUACUCCUCGAGCCUCCUGAAUGGCAAACGAAUGAAUAAAUGAAUGAAUGAGUGACUCAGUUCCUGGAGGUGAGUUGAAGCCUUUGGAGAAUUUAGGUGAAGGGUGGCCUAAUGAUACAUUUUAGAAAUGUCCAUCAUUCCGGCCAGGCACGUUGGCUCACGCCUGCAAUCCCAGCACUUUGGGAGGCCAAGGCUUGCGGAUCACAAGGUCAGGAGUUCGAGACCAGCCUGACCAACAUGGUGAAACCCCAUCUCUAGUAAAAAUACAAAAAUUAGCUGGGCAUGGUUGUGCACACCUGUAGUCCCAGCUACUCGGGAGGCUGAGGCAGGAGAAUCGUUUGAACCUGGGAGGCGGAGGUUGCAGUGAGCCGAGAUUAUGCCAUUGCACUCCAGACUGGGCGACAGAGCAAAACUCCGUCUCAAAAAAAAAAAAAAAAAAUUCAUCAUUCCACGUGUAGAAACCAGCGUGGGAAUGGGGCUGGUGGCUUUCAGGCUGAGUCCAGGGCUGGGCGCGGUGGCUCACGCCUGUAAUCCCAGAACUUUGGGAGGCCGAGGCAGGCGGAUCACGAGGUCAGGAGAUCGAGACCAUCCUGGCUAACACGGUGAAACCCCGUCUCUACUAAAAAUACAAAAUAUUAGCCAGGCGUGGUGGCGGGCGCCUGUGGUCCCAGCUACUCAGGAGGCUGAGGCAGGAGAAUGGUGUGAACCUGGGAGGUUGAGCUUGCAGUGAGCCGAGAUCGAGCCACUGCACUUCAGCCUGGGUGACAGAGCCAGACUCCAUCUUAAAAAAAAGAACUUUGAGUCCAGGGCCAAAACCACAUUUUUAUGCAAAACACCUUUGCAACUUCUUCUUUCAAAGUGUCCAGAAAAGGGGGUGGGGGGACUGAAGGAAGUCGUUCAAUUUAUUCAGCCCUGUGAGAUGUGGAUAUAAAAUUCUUUCUGCAUUUUUACCAUUAUUGUCAUCAUAAAUGGUUAUUUAGAACUGCACAUUGAUUGUGUCUCAGGGGUUCUCAGAACCGGCAUUCAGCAGAACAGAACUUAAUAAAUGCUGAUUCAGGGAUGCAGAAUCGAACACACUCAUGCUGUCAACCUGUAAAACAAUCCCCUGAAUCCUCCCACAGUGCUCGUAGGGGCGAGUUCUGGGCCCUCAAAAGGUCUGGCAGUGGCAAUAAGCAAUCUAGGACAGAAUGACAUCAAAGUUGCCACGGGAAGGCCCUGUUGGGAUUUGCACAGGGAAGGGCGGCAGAAGGGUGUCCAGGCAGAGGAAACAGGAAAUGUGGCCGGGAAGCAGAGUUCAUGUGAGGGUCAGGAAGGGAGGGGAGCAAGAAAGAAGGCGAGAGAGAGGAGACAGGAGGUCUGAGGGGCGGCCACUACACAGGCCUGGAAUUCUACCACAGGGAAUUUGGUGGGCGCCUCUAAAGGGCUUUAACCUGCAAUUAAUGACAUGGUUGCUGAAUGGCUCCUGUGGGCAAGAGAAUAGGUGGUUUGGGGGACACACGGGUUGGAGGCCCAUGGAUAUCCCAGCAGCACGAGUCUCUGGAAAAAGACAACCUCGCCCUGCGGAAGGAGAUCCAGGCCCUGCAGGCCGAGCUGGCGUGGUGGAGCCGGACCCUGCACGUGCAUGAGCGCCUGUGCCCCAUGGAUUGUGCCUCCUGCUCAGCUCCAGGGCUCCUGGGCUGCUGGGACCAGGCUGAGGGGCUCCUGGGCCCUGGCCCACAGGGACAACAUGGCUGCCGGGAGCAGCUGGAGCUGUUCCAGACCCUGGGUUCCUGUUCCCCAGCUCAGCUGCUCUCUCCAGGUCCACAGCCUCACGAUUCCCCCAGCCUCCUCCAGUCCCCCCUGCCCUCACUGUCCCUUGGCCCCGCUGUGGUUGCUGAACCUCCUGUCCAACUGUCCCCCAGCCCUCUCCUGUUUGCCUCGCACACUGGUUCCAGCCUGCAGGGGUCUUCCUCUAAGCUCAGUGCCCUCCAGCCCAGCCUCACGGCCCAAACUGCCCCUCCACAGCCCCUCGAGCUGGAGCAUCCCACCAGAGGGAAGCUGGGGUCCUCUUCUGACAACCCUUCCUCUGCCCUGGGGCUUGCACGUCUGCAGAGCAGGGAGCACAAACCUGCUCUCUCAGCAGCCGCUUGGCAAGGGCUGGUUGUGGAUCCCAGCCCUCACCCUCUCCUGGCCUUUCCUCUGCUCUCCUCUGCUCAAGUCCACUUCUAACCUGGUCUUCGGAGCUGGGUUGGCCCCUUCUUUGGGCUCAGGAAGCAGCCUUAGCACACGGGCCUCUCCUCCCUCGCUUCUGGGUGCUGCCCUGCGUGGCUGACCAGCUGGCCCAGGAUUUCACAGUCGAAAAGGAAGCCACCACUGAUGCCUCCCACUGUGACAGGCCCUGUCACCACCAAUAUCUUAUUUCAACCUCACAGUUGACCUGAGAAAUCGAGAUUAUCACUCCACUUUUUCAGACAAGGAAACUGAGGCUCAGGGAAGCCAAGUGACAAGUCCAAGGUCACGAAGACUUUCUUGGAGCCCGAAACACCACCCUCUGCUCCUCCUUCUCCUGUCCUGGCCCAGGCAUCCUAGGGGCUGAAAUCCUGGAAACCGUGGGCUGGUGUGAGAAGGUUUGCAUGCUCAGAGCAGAGAAGGGCUCUCCCCGCUGCUUCGUGAUUCCAGGGCCAGAGCCAUGCAGUCCCAGAAACCCCAACCUAGCUGGGGCAGGUCCAGAGUCCAAGCCCUGGUGGGUAGAGGCCAAGCAGAAGCCCUGAAGUGGACUCUUACUUCCUCUAGUAGUGUUUUCAGUGCCAAGAAGCUGAAACUGUGGGCUGGAGUUGGGGAAAGGCCUGGAAGAGGACCAUCUGGGAUUUCUACAGCCUGGGUACCCAUAGCCACACCAAGGCUUCUGGGAGAUUCUGCAGGGUCAGCUUUCCAGGCUGUUCCCAAAUAGCUCCCUGCCUCCCCACUGCCCCUAAAGCCACAGCAGAAGAGCCAUUCAUCUCAUAAACAAAAACGAAGAGGAAAGAAUGAGGAAGGACCCUGUGCAAGGUUAUUUGCAGGCAGGUAUGGGCUUGUACCUGACAGCACCCACCCCUGUGUGGCCCCCAGGCCCCCAUCACCCUCAGACCCCUCCUAAGCAGUUCCCUCAUUGCUCUUUGGCCUAGGCUGACAGCAGGAAGAGCAGGGCCCAGGACCCAGUGGAAGUUCAGUGUUGGUGUCUGCUUCAAGAGGGGGUUUUACACUCUGAUUCCAGGACAAGCACUCUGAGGCGGGUGGGGGAGAGAAACCCUGGCUCUUCACCCAGGUUUCACACACAUGUAAAUGAAACACUAUGUUAGUAUCUAACACACUCCUGGAUACAGAACACAAGUCUUGGUACAUAUGUGAUGGAAAUAAAGUGUUUUGCAAUCUUU